UUCUUUUUAGGGUUCUAUCUUUUUCUCUGUGCUCUCUCAACUGGGUCCCACGUUGGCCUGCAAAACACAGCAGUACAGCACACACAGCUGGGUCAUUAUUAAAUCUUCCUCAACCAGCAACUUCAACUUCCUCAUUCUCCACAACGGUUCUACACUCCCUUCUUUCCUACACUCUCUCUUCUAUCUUUCUUUACACACUUAACUCACCAAAAACCAUGGCUAAGGCUUCAGAAGAGGCUGACCUAUGGCUUCACCACAACACCACUACUCCUGACUUGGCUGUCGCCGAGUUUGGCUUCCCUUCCGAGUUCCCCUAUGAGUUCGACUCGUUCGGGUUGGAGCCACUCAGCUCACCGCCUGUGGAGUCCGUCGCCGGUUCCACUGAGACCGAGAGCAGCGACGAGGAGGACUUCUUUGCCGGGUUGACUCGCCGGCUCAGUCAAGCAACUGUUCACGAAACUCGGAACCAGCAGCUCAGUAGUGUCCCCAUCAGCAACAGUGACAAAGCUGAGAGAGAGAAGACGACUCGGGUCCUAGCCGGGUCACCCCAGUCCAUACUGAGCGGAAUCGGGAGCUGGUCCGGUCGAAGUGCGGGGUCCGGCGACGGAAGCCCUGAAGGCGGUUGUUCCCGAGUUUCGUCGCCGUUUUCCGCCGCGAACGACGCCUGGGAGGUCAUAUCCGCCGCCGCUGGUCAAGUCGCGAGGCUGAAGAUGCACGCCGGCAGCCCCACCGCUACAGCCGCAGCGUCGAAGCUUGAUUUCCAAACCCGAGGAGUCCUCGGCGGCCUCCCUCACUCAACUGCCUCCUUCGGGAAUCCAAAUCUUUCUCAGAUUUACAACCACGCGCCUCAGGUUCCGUACCAGACGGUUAUGCAGGAGCACUUGUUCAAGCAGCAGUGUAGUUCUGUGUUGGGAAGGCAAGGGAAUAAUAACAAACCGAUUAGCUGGUCGAGUCAGCAGUUACGUGGGGGCGUGAAAUGCGUGCGCGUUAUGCCUCAAUCUUCUGCAUGGCACAAUCUGCACCAAGUUAAGAACCACCAGAACCAACAGCACAUGGCGCGUGCCGGAUCCGGAUCAAGACCCGUUUUUCAAUCCGGAUCUGGUGCUGGUGGUAUUAAAAGGGGUUGUGCUGGCACAGGUGUUUUCUUGCCACGCCAAUACGGUGCCCCUCCUCCUGAAACACGCAAAAAAACAAGCUGUGCACCUGUUGUGGUCCCAGCAAAGGUUAUGCAUUCUCUGAACUUUAACAACAAUGACCUCAAUGUUAACGCUGCUACUACUACUUCCACCCAACAGCAACGAUUCACAAGAGCUUUUUCAGACUAUGAUGCGUUGCUGGCAAGGAGAAAUGCUCUUCUGAUACAGCAGCAGAGACUUGCUGCAGCUUUACGGCGAGAAGAGACAGCUACUUAUGAAGCUGCUCUGCCUCAGGAAUGGACGUAUUGACGUCUCUUCGUAAUUUGAAUGAAGAUUAAAGAUUCAGUUUCUCCAAUGGGGUGAAGCAGCAAUAGGGCAAUACUGAAGAUGAGAGAAUUAGUAAAGUUUUAAUAUUAGUAGGGUUGUCAUAGGGCAGUUGGUAUUUUAGGGUUUUUUUUUUGAGUUUUUUAUUAAUAUAAAGAUGUGAUUCAAGAAUGUGUUUAGGUGAAAUAAGAUCAUCCGGUUUUUGGGGGGAAGAUGCAGCUAUUCGGGGUCUUUCAAAGAUCUUUGAUUAUUAAUUAUUAAUAUUUAUUAGUUGUAAUAAGUUAAGGGAGGCCCAUUUUCUUACCAUCUUGUAAUAUGUUGAUGGAUGGAAGUGUGUUAGUGGGGUUUGUUAGAAAGUGUUUGAAAAAAAUUGCCCAUAACUCUUGCUCGUUAUUACAGAGUAGUAUAUGUAAUAAUAAUAAUUUAUACUAUAGUGUGUAGUAAAAAGAAGGCUGAGUUUGUGCUUUUUACUGUUUCUCA
Molecule: messenger RNA, 1940 nt
Organism: Arachis stenosperma
Lineage: Eukaryota; Viridiplantae; Streptophyta; Magnoliopsida; Fabales; Fabaceae
Exons: 5
Coding region: 216-1445 (409 amino acids)
Source: RefSeq, a predicted model, not a curated record